GUGACGCACUCAGCCUCAAACUGUGGACAUUCAAACCCGGAAGUUGGGAGUUUAUUUUUGGCCAAAUUAUGUCUUAAUCGCAAUAAAUCCAGAAAUACAUUAACGGUAGUCAUUUUAUGGUAGCCCGAAGGAAAAGGACAAUAUGAAACGUCGUUUCGUAAGUUUGGGUGUCGCUGCUAAGUGCUGAAUUUGUACGAAGGCUAUAAAAUAUGGAUAGACAAGACGAGAACUCAUACACGAAUAACCUUAUUGGGACUCUGCUGGCUAUUUUUGGACACGUGCUUGUCAGCAUCUCCUUGAAUAUUCAGAAAUACGGUCAUGUAAACAUUGUGGGAGCAAAGGACCUGCGUGUGUUCUACCGCACCAAAACCUGGUGGUUUGGUUUUUUCCUCACCUCUCUGGGCGAAGGAGCCAACUUUGUUUCGUACGCCUUCGCCCCACUCAGUCUUAUAGCGCCUCUCAAUGCUGUCUCCAUGCUCACAAGCUUCAUUUUGGCUUUUAUUUUCAUGCCUGAGAAAUCCGGGUCGAAGGACUUUGCAAGGCGUUAUGGGCUGUCCUUCCUGGGUGCUGCCCUCGCCAUCGGAGGGGUGUACCUCUUUGUGGCCUUUGGACCCAACUGGCAUGAAAAGCUGACAGCGGAAAUUGUUGUGGGACACCUUGUCGGAUGGCCCGUUCUCCUGUAUCUGGUGCUGGAGGUCAUCACAUUCUGCCUGCUUUUAUAUUUUUACAAAGAGAGAAAUGCAAACUACCUCAUCAUCGUCCUGCUUCUGGUUGCUUUGCUUGGUUCAGUCACAGUCAUUACAGUGAAGGCCGUGUCCAACAUGCUGGUUUUAACCAUGGAAGGCUCCAUGCAGCUGGACUACCCCAUCUUCAGUGUCAUGUUUGUGUGCAUGGUGGCGACAGUCAUCUUCCAAGCCAGGUUUCUCUCCCAAGCUUGCAAGUUGUACGACGCAUGCCUCAUCGCCAGCAUGAACUACAUCCUCUCCACCAUUUUUGCUGUAUUAGCAGGAGCUGUGUUUUACUUGGAGUUUAAGAAUGAAGAUGUCCUUCACAUCAGCAUGUUCUUGUUGGGGACUGCCGCAUGCUUCUUGGGGGUCUUCCUCAUCACCAAAAACAGGAAGAGGAGCAAGACCUUUGAGCCUUAUGUCACCAUAAAUAUGAGUAAUGGUGUCCCGACCAUUCACAAUACAAGUCCGGAGGUCCCGCCUGACUUCAGCGGCACUUUCUCUUAUGGUGCUCUGGUCAACGACUCAACGUCUUCUACUCAUCAGCCUGUCAACGUGGAGCAACCCACCUCUAGCACGAGACCCACGGGAGUGGCUAACGAGGCCCCUGACGGGAAGGAAGAUUAGCACUUGAAAGGGUCAAACCGUUUUUUUCCUGCUCAUAAGGACAAGCUUGACAAGAUAUCUGAAUGCUGUCAGGUACAAUCAUGCUCAGGACCACCACAAACAAUCUUGAAGGUGCUGGAUUUGAAACUGGUACAAGUGAAUGUGGAAAUAAUACUUGAUACUUAAUUGCAUCCAAGAUUUUUGCCUUUAGCUUUUGCUAUAUAAGAAGACACUCUACUGUUAAGUGUGUACUCUUAUGCCUCACUUCUACCCCUUUUGCCAAAGAUUACUUUCUAAAUGCAGGUGUUCGUGUUAAUAAUUUCCCUUUAACACAGGGGUGUCAAACUCGUGCCAUGGAGGGCCGAGACACUGCAGGUUUUCUUUCCAGCCAGUCACUAAAGCAGGUGAUUUUAAUGAUCAACACCUUCAGUUUGAGGGAAGGAGCUCAUCAAUUAAAUCACCUGCUGAAGAAACUGGUUGGAGAGAAAACCUGCAGCGCAUCGGCCCUCCAGGGCACGAGUUUGACACAUGUGCUUUAACACAUCUCCAAAGAGCAGUGUUCACUCCAGGUUUGCCUUUUUUAGGGGGUUUGUAUUACUACCAUUUUGAAUGGGUCCAAAUAAUUGUUGAAAAUGCUUUAAUUUAUUGUAUUUAUUGAUUUUGAAGUUUGCUUUUAUUGUGCCUUGAAGAGUAGCACGACAUUGGAUAAAUGAAGACAAAGGUGCACUAUAUACUAAGCGGUAUCAAUAAAAAUACUCAAACAGUUAAAA
Messenger RNA from Dunckerocampus dactyliophorus (ringed pipefish), 2101 nucleotides. RefSeq names its product NIPA like domain containing 3 (gene nipal3). Gene Ontology annotation, biological process: magnesium ion transport. The coding region runs from base 210 to 1352 and encodes 380 amino acids. The record is from RefSeq and is a predicted model, not a curated record. Lineage: Eukaryota; Metazoa; Chordata; Actinopteri; Syngnathiformes; Syngnathidae. The transcript is spliced from 12 exons. Gene Ontology annotation, cellular component: membrane. Gene Ontology annotation, molecular function: magnesium ion transmembrane transporter activity.